UGAUAGUUGAUACGACGUAUUUGUUUCUAAAUUUUCUCACAAUUUUUUUUCUCAAAACAUAAUGUAUUAAAUAUUAAUGUUCAUAAAUUAGUUUCAUAAAAAAUUUGUAACAUAUGUGAGUUUAAGUUAUACAAUUUUAUGUUUAGUAGUGCCUAUAAACAAUUAUCUUCGUUUUAUAUUGGACGUGCAGGGAUUUUCCAAAUUAAAUAUUUUAUUUGAAUUGUAAUAUUCACCAUGUAUUGGAAAAAUAAUCCGGCAUCUAAUUGGGACUCAAUUUUUGACAGAGAGAAUUUGUGCCUCAACGAUCUCAUGAGAGAACAAAAUCUCUUGGAAGAGCUUAAGGGUCAGAACAAAAAACUCAUAGACUUCUUAACAAAGCCUGAUAUUGCAUUGGAAUUGGUGCGUCUAGUUACACAAGAACCUCAAGAAAAUGAAAACCCUGAAAAUCGCUUUGUUUUACCAAACUUAGCUUGUGAAAUAUUAACUAGCGAUAUUCAACCUAUGUAUAAUGUUCUUUCACACGAAGAAGAAAUUUGGAAAUGUUUUUUUAGUUUUCUAGAAGAUAAUGAACCUCCACUUAAUUCAUUAAUGGCAUCAUAUUUUAGCCGAACUUUAUGUAGCCUUAUAUUAAAAACAGGAAGUCAAGAUUGGUAUACAUAUCAGUUUAACUGUCUGAAGGCACUUGAAAAAGUAGCAGAUAAAGGAAAUUUUAUAGAUUUGUUGCUAAAACAUCUCGAUACAUCUGCAAUAAUGGAUCUCAUUAUAAAAAUAUCAACACUUUUAGAAGGUCCUCCUUUAAGAAGUAACAUAUUCACAUUAUUUGAAAAAGAACAACUCAUUUUCAAGUUAGUAGAUACAUUGGAUUCAAAAAAUCUUCCUGUUAGACAAUUGAAUGCAGCAGAAAUAAUUUGUGCUAUUGAAGUUGCAUCUGAAUUACAUCCUCUUGAACAAAAUCCACUUGUUAUUUCAAUUGAAUCACCAGAAACUAUAAAUACAGUGUUAGUGAAAAUGUUUGGCCAAAAUGAGAAGACUGAGAGCACAUUAUUGGGCGGAAUUUCGAUACUGCAAACUUUGUUAAUGGCAACUAAAUUCAAAGGUGAAGAUUCUAAUGAAGUAUAUAACAAAAAGCAAUCGUUGGCCGAGAUUUUGUAUAUUACAAUUUUACCAUUUUUAGAACAUAUUCACAAUGUUUUGUUGAUUCCUCCUAAGAUCGAAAGUUUAGAAUGUAUGGGAAAUGUGAUUGAAAAACCUUUUGGUAAUGUACGUUUGCAAAUUGUGAGAUUGAUAAGUUCAUUACUAAGCAUGCAUAAUCAACAAAUAAAUGAACGAUUUGCUCAACUUAAUACAAUAAAAGUUCUUCUAGAUUGUUUCUUUUGUUAUGAUUUAAAUAAUUUUCUGCAUACUCAAGUAGUUCAAUGCUUUCAUGAAGUUAUGUGUUGUAACCAUUCAAUUGCUGAAAACAGUACAUUUAUAGCUCAUGUUAUCAAAGAUUGUCAAUUAAUUGAAUCUAUUCUUGAUAAUGAGAAAAGUAUUCAACCAGGAAAGAAAAGAAAAGGAUACAUUGGUCACUUAGCAACAAUUGCUAAAAGCUUACAUAACACUGAAGCUUUUUACUCUGAUCAUUUCAGAGGAAUAAUUGUAAAUACAUUAGAUAGUGAUAUUGUUAGUCGGUGGGAUUCUUUUACAUCUACUACAUUAGAAGAUAAUGAAGAAAGAAUUUCUACUUGUUUGGGAGGGAUUCAUCCUCGAGAAGAAAAAGCAUUAGAUGAUAGAAAAGAAAUGGAAGAAGAUGAAGCUAUUUAUGGGCGACCUGAAACAGAAUUUAAUAUUAAUGACAAUCAGCUUGGGGUAUCUAGAGUUGAUAUAAACUUUGAUGAAGACGACGACGACGAUGAUGAUGAUGAUGAUAAGGAUUCAAUGGAAAUGCAAGCUGAAAUGUUUAAUCGUAUGUGUUCAGUAAGGUCAUCAGAAAUGAUCAUUGAUGAUGAACCCGAAUGCAAAAACACAAAUAACGAUCAACCGGGUGCUCUAGGCUUAUUUAAUAAUCAACUUUGGAAGGAUUCUGAUUCAGAUUCAUCUAAAUUGGAUUAUGGAGUUAACAUUUUUAACAGCUCUUAUGACAAAUCAGAAAAUUUAGUAUCUAAAGAUUGUAAUUUGUAUUGGUCCCAAGAAACCUCUGAUUGGGAAACUUUUAGGUCUCAAUUAAAAGCAAAACCAUCAAGUGAGAUGAAAAUUGAUAAUAAUGCUAUUAAUAUUUCAGGUGGUUUUUCUUCAAGCCCUUGGGGAGAAAAUGUUACAGAACCUACACCUAAAUUAGAAACUGGUUGGGCUAAUUUUGAUUCAAGUUUUGGUGAGCCAUUGGUGGCUAAUGGUGAUCCAGUAAUUGAUCAUGAAUUGUUUCAAGAUAUUACUCCACCAAUUGUGUUGCCUGAAAAUGCAACAAUGUCAAUAGACAAUUUGAUACACUCACGUUUGGAAGAUCAAGAGACUAAUGGUGAUCUAGUAAUUGAUCAUGAAUUGUUUCAAGAUAUUACUCCACCACUUGUGUUGCCUGAAAAUGCAACAAUGUCAAUAGACAAUUUGAUACACUCACAUUUGGAAGAUCAAGAGAUGACUGAUAAAACAAAUGAUGAUUUACUUGCAUCAAAUACAUCUUUAUCUGAUCAAUUACCCAAUGAUGUACCAUUGGCAGGCAUUUCUCCAAAACCGAGUGUAAAGGAUUUGCCUAUUGCCCCAAUUAUAUCAACCACUUCAGAUACGUCUUUAGUUGAUAAUUCACAUGAUGUGAAUUCUGUAGAUAGGUAAUGGUCAUUUAAAGCCUUAAAACCUUCUUAAUGGCAUUAUAAUAUUUUUAAAAACAAAAAUUAUAAAUUAUGAUUUUUAUACACUUUUUUAUUAUUAAUUUAUACAUAAAUUAUGAUCAAUAGUCAUCUGCGUAUAUGUUUUCAAAAGUGUCCGUCCGUUUUUAUAUAUGAAACAUCAAUAUUUAUCAUAAAUCUAUUCAUUCUAAAAAAUAAAACAAACAAUUUUAUUGAAUAAAAUGUACUCAUACACAUAAUUAAAUUAUUUAUACAAUUUUUUUUUUAUUGAAAGACUACUUGUUACCUAUGUAAUUAUUUAUUUUCAGUGUGUUUAGUUUAGUGUUUGAAUUACAGGGAUCAUAAGUAUAAUUUUUAAAUAUUUUUGUUAAAUUCUAUAAAGUAUGAUUACAAAUUAAA
Molecule: messenger RNA, 3218 nt
Organism: Acyrthosiphon pisum (pea aphid)
Lineage: Eukaryota; Metazoa; Arthropoda; Insecta; Hemiptera; Aphididae
Gene: fmt
Product: phosphatase 6 regulatory subunit 1-like protein fmt
Exons: 18
Coding region: 235-2805 (856 amino acids)
Cellular component (GO): nucleus; cytosol
Molecular function (GO): protein phosphatase regulator activity; protein phosphatase binding
Source: RefSeq, a predicted model, not a curated record